CACGCUGCUUCUGUAUUUCCCUGUCUGAAGACCAAAAAGUACAAUUUAGACAGCAAAAACCAUUUUUCUUUAUUUCUUUUUUCCCUGUAUUUCUAUUUCCAAGGUGAAGAAAAAUAGCAUGUACUCCUCCGUUCACUCACUGCCACUGGAUGGUCAUGCUGAGUUUCACAGCUCGGUUGAUGGGUCGGGUCCGGGUUCGGAUCCUUGUCUGGUUCUCACUUCGGAUCCUAAGCCAAGGCUGCGGUGGACUGGGGAGCUUCAUGAAAGAUUUGUUGAUGCUGUCACUCAGCUUGGUGGCCCUGAUAAAGCAACACCGAAAACGCUCAUGAGGACGAUGGGGGUCAAAGGUUUGACCCUUUAUCAUCUAAAAUCGCAUCUUCAGAAAUUCCGGUUGGGAAAGCAAUCUUGCAAGGAUUUCACCGAAAAUUCUAAAGAUGCAUCAUGCAUUGCAGAGAGCCAGGACACGGGUUCAUCUACAUCAGCGUCAUCAAGAAUGAUGGCACAAGAUAUAAAUGAUGGCUUCCAAGUCACCGAGGCUUUGCGAGUUCAAAUGGAAGUUCAGAGAAGGCUGCAUGACCAACUGGAGGUUCAGCGCCGUCUUCAGCUACGUAUUGAAUCACAAGGGAGAUACCUGCAAUCAAUUCUCGAGAAAGCUUGUAAAGCAAUCGAUGACCAAACUGUUGCUUCUGUUGGGCUCGAAACUGCUAGAGAAGAACUCUCUGAACUAGCUAUCAAGGUCGCGAAUGACUAUCAGCAAGUAAUGACAGUCCCCUUACUGUCCGAAAUUGCUUCAUCUCUGGAAACCAGAAAUCCCAUCGCUGCUUCUGGUAGAAUCGGUGAUUGUUCCCUUGACGGCAGCUUGGCAUCAAAUGGAAAUCCACUCUCUCCAAUAAGCAUGAGCUCACAAGCCGCCGCAAUGAAAAAGAGAUCAAGAGCUUAUAGUAACUUGUCCCCUCUAGAUAGCAAUUUGAGGCAAGUGGAGUGGAUGAUGAGUAAUUUUAGCCAAGUUUAAAAAUAUUGUUUCAGAUUCAUAUUUCUAGCUUUGUUCUUUGCUACUUCUUGAAAUUGGUGAUUAUCUGCAUGCAGUCAGCUGUUCUGUUGUUUGCAAAUGUAAGAUCAGUUGUGUAUAUUUCCUAAAUUAUACUCCAUGUGUCCCACUCAUUUCUAUACAAUUUUUUUUCAUUUCUA
This is a messenger RNA of Daucus carota subsp. sativus, 1188 nucleotides long. Its product is annotated as protein PHR1-LIKE 2. Bases 119 to 1012 code for a protein of 297 amino acids. The record is from RefSeq and is a predicted model, not a curated record. NCBI's taxonomy places the organism in Eukaryota, Viridiplantae, Streptophyta, Magnoliopsida, Apiales, Apiaceae. The transcript has 6 exons. Gene Ontology annotation, molecular function: DNA binding; DNA-binding transcription factor activity.